UCUCCAAAGAUAAGAGCAGCCAAACCCUUCUCUCCAUCCUCAAUGGAUGACGUGGUCAAUAACAACAGCCAGCGUAUGGACAUGAUCAGGCGAAGCAGCUUUCCCGAGGACUUCGUAUUCGGUACAGCAUCUUCAGCUUACCAGUAUGAAGGUGAUGCUUUUAAGGAUGGUAAAGGGCCAAGUACAUGGGAUGCCUACACUCACCAACAUCCAGAGAGGAUUGCUGAUCACAGCAAUGGAGAUAUAGCUGUUGAUGAGUAUCAUCGCUAUAAGGAAGAUGUUGCCCUGAUGAAGAGCAUAGGUUUUGGUGUUUAUCGAUUCUCAAUCGCAUGGACAAGAAUUUUGCCGUUGGGAAAGCUUAGUGGGGGAGUGAACAAAGAUGGAAUAGAGUACUACCAUAAUCUCAUCGAUGAGCUGCUUGCAAAUGGCAUCAAACCCUAUGUCACACUUUUUCAUUGGGAUGUUCCUGAAGCUUUAGAAAUUGAAUAUGGUGGCUUCUUGAAUCGCCAAAUUGUAGAACAUUUUCAAGAGUUUGCUGAGCUUUGUUUCAAGGAGUUUGGAAAGAAAGUGAAACAUUGGAUUACCUUAAAUGAACAAUUCAUCUUCACCUUCAAAAGUUAUGUUAUUGGAGAAUAUGCUGAAGGUAGGGGUGCAGAAUGGGACAAAUCUCAUUUUCUUGGUGGUAAUUCGGGCACUGAACCAUACACUGUUGGUCACAACUUAAUUCUUGCACACGCUGCAGCUGUCAAUGUUUACCAGACCAAAUAUCAGGAAGACCAAAAGGGUGAGAUUGGCAUCACAUUAGAAUCAACGUGGUAUGUACCAUAUUCAGACUCUGAGGCUGACAAAAAAGCUAGAGAUCGGGCUUUUGAUUUUUCACUUGGUUGGUUCUUAAAUCCAAUCGUUUAUGGAGAUUAUCCACAAAGCAUGAGAGAUUUGGUGGGGAGGAGAUUGCCCACAUUCACAAAGGACGAAACCACUUUCAUCAUGAACUCCUUUGAUUUUCUUGGCAUAAACUAUUACACAGCUAAUUAUGCAAAAGACAAUCCCAGUGACGUUCAUCCAGCCCAAAGCUAUUUGAAUGAUAUUCAUGCAACUCUUUCAACGGAUCGUGAUGGGGUCUCGAUUGGUCCAAAGGUGAGUUCAUCGUCUUGGCUAGCCGUUUAUCCACAUGGAUUAAAAGAAUUGUUGAUAUAUAUAAAAGAAAAAUACAACGAUCCCGUUAUUUACAUUACAGAAAAUGGAUACCUUGACUAUGAUAGCCCGAACGUUGACGAAUUAUUAAGAGACGAGCGCAGGGUCAAAUAUUUUCAUGAUCAUCUCUAUUAUCUUUAUGAAGCAAUCGAAGCUGGGGUGAAGGUUCGUGGAUAUUUUGCAUGGUCAUUAUUAGACAAUUUUGAAUGGGCAAAUGGAUACUCCAUGCGCUUUGGUCUCACCUAUGUUGAUUUCAAGAACGAUUUGACGAGAACGCAGAAAGACUCAGCAAAAUGGUUCCACAAUUUUCUCACGACCUGAAAAUG
This is a messenger RNA of Cucurbita pepo subsp. pepo (vegetable marrow), 1520 nucleotides long. Lineage: Eukaryota; Viridiplantae; Streptophyta; Magnoliopsida; Cucurbitales; Cucurbitaceae. The record is from RefSeq and is a predicted model, not a curated record.